AAUCAUGUUCAGAAUAAUUUUCUUUCCUUUUUUAGAUUCCCCAUGCAAAUUUUGGAAAGCCCUAGAAUACGAGCCAUCCGCAAUCAUAUUAACGUCGACGUGAAAAAUCCUGGCGUAGCUGCAGAAUCUGAUUGCUCAGGGAUUGAAAUUGAAUUGAAUCUGCUCGAGAAUUUGUUUUCCUGAUGGUGGCAGAAGCAAGAUCGGAUUCAAAAUCGAAACCGAUGCCGAAUGAGAAUCUGAGAUUCGGAGAAAGGGCUUUGUCAGCCGGCGGCGCCGCUUUUAUAUCGGCGGUCAUAGUUAAUCCUCUCGACGUUGUUAAGACGAGAUUACAAGCGCAGGCUGCAGGAGUUCCGUAUCAAGGCUCAUGUCGUCUAGGUUGUUUCGAAUCGAAUUCCACGGUGGUACCGGAAUUGAGAGGUAAUCCUCCAGGGAUGUGUCGAAUUACUGGCUCUGCAUCUGUAUGCUCAGAUAAUCAGUACAAGGGAACACUUGAUGUGUUUUACAAAAUUAUCCGCCAGGAACAACUUUAUGCAGGAAGGGUUUUCUAGGCUUUGGAGAGGUACAAACGCUAGUUUAGCCUUGGCCGUUCCAACCGUUGGGAUCUACAUGCCUUGUUAUGAUUAUUUCCGCAAUGUACUUGAGGAUUUCACGGCAGAGAAGUCUCCAUCUUUGACACCUUAUGUCCCACUAGUUGCCGGGACAAUAGCACGCUCCUUAGCUUGUAUCUCUUGUUAUCCUGUUGAGCUGGCAAGGACACGGAUGCAGGCAUUUAAGGGAACUCAUAGAGAUGUGAAAUUGCCUGGCGUUUGGAAGACAUUAGUUGAUGCCGUCAAUCCAGUCAAGGGCUCAAAUAAUGGACAAAAUUACAGGAUGUUAUGGACUGGUCUUGGUGCUCAACUUGCUCGGGAUGUUCCAUUCUCUGCAAUCUGCUGGUCGAUACUUGAGCCCACCCGGAGAAGCAUUCUCUCGUUCAUGGGUGAAAAACCAAGGGCAGGUAGUAUAAUAGGUGCAAACUUUACUGCUGGUUUUGUUGCUGGUGCGGUUGCUGCUGCAGCUACUUGCCCACUAGAUGUUGCAAAGACUCGGCGUCAAAUAGAGAAGAAUGCAGAUAGAGCCAUGAGAAUGACCACAAGAGAAACAUUGGCAGAGAUUUGGAGGGACGGAGGAAUGAGAGGGAUGUUUAGUGGAGCAGCGGCUCGAGUGGGACGGGCAGGACCAUCUGUAGCCAUUGUGGUUUCCUUUUACGAAGUGGUCAAGUACGGACUACACCACCUUCACAAACAGUAACACUUUUUGUUACUACAAAAGUUACGUUUUGAUGCCAAAGCUAAAGAACUCUUCCGCAGCUAACUCAAUAAGAAGCACCUUUCAAGAACAGUGACAUUAGAAAUUUCAGCUUUUCCCAUUUUCUUUUAAGUUGAAUAGUAGUAUUAUUUAUUUUUCAACACGAGAUUCUUAUCGGAGGAAUAUAAUAACUCCAUGGUCAAGGGUAUGUAUUAAAGUAACAUGUGAGUUGGCAUAAAUAAUCCCGUGAUUUCAUAGGAUUUCUGCUAUUUAUC
This is a messenger RNA of Eutrema salsugineum, 1559 nucleotides long. Its product is annotated as mitochondrial carrier protein MTM1. Bases 493 to 1287 code for a protein of 264 amino acids. Gene Ontology annotation, biological process: mitochondrial transmembrane transport. The transcript is spliced from 9 exons. Lineage: Eukaryota; Viridiplantae; Streptophyta; Magnoliopsida; Brassicales; Brassicaceae. The record is from RefSeq and is a predicted model, not a curated record.